Telopea speciosissima is the source of this 609-nucleotide messenger RNA. RefSeq lists its product as uncharacterized. The transcript is spliced from 3 exons. NCBI's taxonomy places the organism in Eukaryota, Viridiplantae, Streptophyta, Magnoliopsida, Proteales, Proteaceae. The coding region runs from base 1 to 609 and encodes 202 amino acids. The record is from RefSeq and is a predicted model, not a curated record.
AUGGUUGAUAAUGUGAGGAAUGAUCAAAAGACUACCACAACCUUUAUUAAGAUGGGUUGGAGUAACAUCAAAGCUGGACUAGAAACUGUUUUUCAACGUUCUUUUACUAAGGACCAACUCCGCAAUAAGAUGUACAAAUUACGCGGUGAUUAUGAUAGCUUCAAGAAACUGCUAGAGACAACAGGAUUUGGUUGGGACUAUCAGACUAGGACUGCUACUGCUGAAGAUUCUGUUUGGGAACGGGCUAUACAGGCAAACACUACUUGGUCAAAAUUUCGAAGCAGUGGUCUUCCAUGGUGGCCUGAGUUGGAAGAGAUUUUUUCGAAAUAUCGUGCUCGGGGAGAUAAAGGAGUGAGUAACAUUAGAGUUGACAUUCCUCCUAGGGUCAUCAAUGAGCAUGAGGAUGUUUUUCCUCAAACCCAAAUAGAAUCCCCCCGCUAUGUAGGUUUGGAUGACAUAGAAGAAACUGAUGGAGAGGAAGAAGUGAUUCCUAUUGCAAACAAAAAGAGGAACCUUGAUAGAACACCUCAAGAUCGAAGGAAGAAGAGUACUGGAAAAGCAUUGACUGCUUGUACUGCAGAAUUUAGCAGAUAUGUCAAUGAACAAUGA